Colletotrichum orchidophilum is the source of this 1767-nucleotide messenger RNA. Its product is annotated as CBF/Mak21 family protein. The coding region runs from base 1 to 1767 and encodes 588 amino acids. NCBI's taxonomy places the organism in Eukaryota, Fungi, Ascomycota, Sordariomycetes, Glomerellales, Glomerellaceae. The record is from RefSeq and is a predicted model, not a curated record. The transcript is spliced from 3 exons. Gene Ontology annotation, biological process: ribosome biogenesis. Gene Ontology annotation, cellular component: nucleolus; Noc4p-Nop14p complex; small-subunit processome.
AUGAAAAUUCCGAUCUGGCCGGGACCCGCAGUAAAGUUGAACUCGGUUUUCACAACGAUUGAUAUCAAUAUCAAAAGUUCAGCACAUAAGAUUUACCCCAACGAGAGGAGAGAAAAAAUGCCUGCCAAGGUUUCAACCGACGGCCUGAAGAGGAAACGAGCUCCCACAAAGGAGAGGUCAAAGAAGCGCGCCAAAUCGGAAUCUGAGUCCGAGUCUGAAGCAUCUGAAGCAGAGAGCGACGAGAGCAACGACCCUCAGGCUGAGAUCCUGCUGCUCGAAAAUGAGAUCCUGGAAUCGAAGAAGCACUACAACAACAUCACAAAACUAAUCCAGAUCGCCGGAACUCACGAGGAUGAGCCAGAGGCCGCAACAUUGGCCUGCGUGGCCCUGUGCAGAGUUUUUGUGAGAUUACUCUCGGCGGGAGCUCUGGCUUUCAGGGCGGGCCAGGCUGAGAAGGAGAAGGUGGUUGUGCAGUGGCUGAGGGAACGGUACUCCGAGUACAAGGGCGUUCUCGCUUCGCUCCUCGAAGAGGAAGAUCUGGCUUCAACUGCGUUGACGCUGGCUAUGAGAUGUCUCAAGGCGGAGGCUCAGUACUUCACCGAGAAGGAGGAGUACACGUUCCCUCAUCUCUUCAUUGAGCAAAUCGUUAGGAGCCUGUUGGCAUCAGCCAGUGAUGAUAUUCGUGUCGAGUUUGUCGAAAAAUACCUGACAGAAUACGACGAUAUUCGUUUCUUCACACUAAAAGCUGUCAAAUCUCUGGCCGAGAACCCUGGGUCUUUGCCCAAGGGGGAGGUCUUUGAUGACACUUUCGAGCUGCUCUCAAACAUUGGCGAUGUGCCGAAAGAAUUAGGAAACUUCUACGCCGAAAAGCCGAAGAAGAAGUCGCACAACGUCAACUCUGCGCACCAGCACAAGAAGCAGGGCCAAGAUGCCUGGCUUGCGGUUUUGAGGUUGGCAGUGACAAGGGAACAGCGAAAGCAGAUUCUGGACGUCAUGUCUAAGGAGAUUGCCCCGUGGUUCAUCCGCCCAGAGCUGCUCGCCGAUUUCCUGACGGAUUCCUAUGACGCGGGCGGCUCCAUCUCGCUGCUCGCGCUCUCUGGUGUUUUCUACCUCAUCCAGGAACGAAACCUCGACUACCCGUCAUUUUACACCAAGCUCUACUCCCUCCUGGACCGCGAUAUUCUGCAUUCCAAGUACCGCUCGAGGUUCUUCCGGUUAAUGGACACCUUCCUCUGCUCGACUCAUUUACCUGCGGUGCUGGUGGCUAGCUUCAUCAAGAGGCUUGCGCGGCUCAGCCUCAAUGCUCCCCCGAGCGCCGUCGUCUUCAUCGUGCCCUGGAUGUACAACAUUCUCAAGAGGCACCCUCUGUGCACGUUCAUGAUCCACAGAGAGACGAAGGACCCGGAAAUUAAGGCGCUCAUGGAGACGCAGGGCCUUAACGACCCGUUCCUGGCCGAUGAGGUAGAUCCUAUGGAAACGCACGCCAUCGACAGCUGUCUGUGGGAAAUCGUGCAGCUGCAGUCGCACUACCACCCCAACGUGGCGACGAUCGCCAAGAUUAUGUCAGAGCAGUUUACCAAGCAAUCCUACAACAUUGAGGACUUUCUUGACCACUCGUACAGCAGUUUGCUCGAGGCCGAGAUGGGCAAGCAGGUCAGGAAGCCGCCCGUGAUCGAGUUCCAGAUCCCCAAGAAGGUGUUCCUUCCGAACGAGCCGGAGUCUGGGGUCCAAGAUAGCCUGGUAGCGAAGCUGUGGAACUUUCAGUGA